GAUGUAGUACAGUACUGAGGAAGCCAAUGCCAGAGAGAGAGAGAGUCUGCAGCAGAGAGAGAGAGAGAGAGAGAGAGAGCAGGCUGGGGAGGGAACACAUCAUUUUCCUCUUGAGAGGAGAAAGAAGAGCCUGCGGGCAGGAAAGACCAGGCUUCUGGUGAGUGUCCCGGGCAGGGCACCAUUUCAUUCCCCCUUCUUAUGUGUUUCUAAUUCAUCUGAAGCUGGGCGAGUUGGGACUGCAGACUCUGUGUCAUCCUCCAGCCCCAGCUGGCAGGACCUGGUAGCUGUGCCUAGAGACCAUGCCAGGCUUGUAUUCUCUAGCUACCUGGACAGCUCUCCCUCUGAAGAGCUCAUGCGUAAAGGCCUGUGCCAAUGGGUACUCCCUGGGAGUCACUGCUCACCUCACUUACAUCAACUCAGGGGAGGAUCCUGUAGAAGGUGUGUUCAUCUACCCCCUGGAGGAGUCUGAGGUGGUAGCAGGUUUUGAAGCUGUGACAGGAAGCAGAAGCAUCACCUUCCAGAUCCAGAAUCGACACCGAGCAGAGGACUGCUGUGUUGACUGCAGCCCCAGUUUGGGCCAGCCAUUGCUCUGUGCCAACGGUCACCUAAUCCUUGAUGAAGAUUUAGAGCGUUCUACCUUCAUCCUCAGCACGGGCCCCAUUGGGCCCUCAGAAAUCCUGACGGUUGUCUUCAGCAGCAGCCAGGAGCUGUCGACCCUGCCAGACGGUGCACUCCACAUCACGUUCCCCUCCGUCCUCACGCCCCUUGUGGUGGCCCUCCCGGAAAGUGCGAGUGAGCCGGGAGGCUUGUGUGACGACAGUCCCACUAGCUGCUUUGGAGCUACUGGCCUGCGAAGUGAACAGUCAUUCAUCGUGCCUCCUGAGAGCACAGACAUCUUCAGGGGCCAGGUCUACAAUCCCUUCCCCUAUGAAUUCUCCUUUGAGCUGCUGGUCAAGGGGCCCUGCUUGCUGGCAGGCUUGGAGAGCCCAUCGCAUGCCCUACGGGCUGAUGCAGACCCCUAUGCCAACUCUGCCUCCACCAUUUGUGUUACCUUGGCAGAGGGUCACCAAUGUGACAGGAGUCUGGAGAUUAUCUUGUACCCCUGUGAGCCCCAUUGCCCUCACCUGGUCAUUGAGGCGGGUGCCAUGACGUACCAGGAGUAUGAGGCGCACAUCAGGAGUCGUCGGGAUUACGUGCGAAUCGCCAAGAAGGACAGUGAUGGGGAGAGACAGGUGGCCUUCGUUCAAAAGCGAUUCCACAAAGACAUCUUCCACAACCCGGUCCUGAUGCUGAACUUCUGUCCUGAGGUGGGCAGUGUGCCUACUGACCUCCAGACAGUCACCCGGGAAAUCCUCUUCCUCAUCGACCAGAGCGGCAGCAUGAGUGGCCCCAACAUCAUCAGGAUCAAGGAGGCCUUGCUGGUGGCAGUGAAGAGCCUCCCUUCAGGCACCUUGCUGAACAUUGCUGGAUUCGGCUCCCACAUCAAACCCCUCUUCCCAGCAAGCAAGCCCUGCAGCAAUGAGAACCUCAGGCUGGCCUGUGAGCACAUACAGAAGCUCCGGGCCGAUAUGCAUGGGACCAACCUCCUGGCUGCUCUGACCUGGAUCCUGGGGCAGCCUCUUCACCGCGGUUACCCGCGCCAGCUGUUCAUCUUCACGGAUGCCAACGUCAGCAAUGCAGGCAAGAUCAUUGAGCUGAUUCGGAGGCAGGCCAGCACUGUCAGGUGUUUCAGCUUUGGCCUGGGCUCCGGAGCCUGCCGGAGGCUCCUGAGAGGCCUGGCCAAGAUGAGCAAAGGUCGGGCUGAGUUCCUGAGCCCUGAGGAGAGGCUGCAGCCCAAGCUGAUAAAGUCUCUGAAGAAGGCAAUUGAGCCUGCCGUGAGUGACAUCACCAUAGACUGGUAUGUGCCCGACACCAUGGAGGCUCUGCUGUCACCCAAUGAAAUCGCAGCCUUGUAUCCAGGAGACCGGCUCAUCAGCUAUUGCACCCUCUACAACAUCGCCAGCUUCCGGGACAAGAAGACAGGUAGAGAACGGGUGUGUAGAAGCCUUUCGCGGGGCUCUGUGGGGUCAGCAUUCCAGUCCCAGGAUGAGGCAUGUAGCCCGGACGUGGCUCACCCGUACCCAGCUGGCGAGAGCCAGGACAUCAGUCAAGCCCUGCAGGAGAUUUCCCGUGAGAUUUCCCUGGAGUUUUCCGCUGGGGGCGUCGAGGAGUCUGAGAAGAGUGUGGAUCCUGUUUCUGACAUCUGGAAGAGGAUUUACCAGGCCUCCUACAUCCAGGAGCAGUAUGUCCUCACUCACUGCUCCAUCAGCACCGACCGGAGCCAGGGCCUGCUCUCCCACGGCUCCACCAGCAGCGAGUCCACUGGCUCCAGGGACAUAGCUCCUGAGAGUGGCUCGCUGGCCUGCACCCUUGAAUCCAACUCUCAGCAGGGACAGAAGAGCGUUUCUGUGUGCGACUCCUCCACCAAGUCUGCUCCAUUCCCGCAGGCCGGGCUGACUGCUGGCACCAAGGCGUGCGUGGCACUGAGCUCCGAGGAGCUGGCGCGGCGGAAGAAGGCGCUGGCACGAGCUGCCUUAUCUGGACGCAGCUUUUCGUCCCCGCACGGCGAGCUGGAUGCCCAUCGGCUGCGCAGGGCCCUGGAGAAGGUGUCCCAGAAGCGGAACCAGUCCCUGGAAGGGAAGCUGGAUGAGAUUGGGCCAGAGCUGCAGAGGCUGCGAAGGAGCCUGGCAGAUUCCAGUAACUUGCUCUCGCCAUCCCAUCUGGACUGGGACAUGUUGGUGGAGCCCCCGUAUCUUUUCAGCGCGUCGCCCGCGGCUGAGCGCGGUGAGUGUGAGGGGGGUGCCUGUCUGCCCCUGCGAUGUCAGGUGGUGAUCCAUGCCCUCAGUGCUGGGAAGCCCGUCUCCUGGGACGUGACAGCCACCCUGGAGCCUCUGCUCCAAGCCAGGGACGGGGAGGGCAAAGAGGAGCUGCCACAAGAGUCAUGGAAGGCCUGGGACAAACUGCUGCACCAUCUGACUGCCAGCUCCGUCAUCCGGGACCACGAGAAUGUGGCCCAGAGGGAAGCUGAGCUGGAGCACAGUUUCUCCCGGAGGCUCCGCCUGAAGGCCAUUCAGUCCAGCAAGGCUUGCAACACGCCCUCCAUCUACACCUGCCUGGUGCCUGUGGACUCCUCCACCCAGGAGGCCCUGCCCAGGGCCCUUGAGGUUCGCAAUGCAGGGGGCCCUUCCAGCCAUCCCCGAGGGUCCCAGGCUGGGAUCCGGCGCCAACGCAGUCACUCAGUGGGCCUGGGACGACGGCGUGACUCAGAGGAGCUGGACGAUGCUGUCAUCUCUGCAGAGCGAGACGAGACACCCGCUUCUCCCAUCAGCGUCUCCUCUGCUGCCGGUGUCUGGGAAAAGCAAAGCUGCCCCGAUGGUCCUGUGGCCAGUCCCUCUGCCACCUCCAUGGGAUCCCAGAAAUCCAUGGAGAACUUUGCUGGCUCCAGGUUCAGUCUCAGCAGGAUCAGGGGCCACGGCCUAGCGCUGCGGCCACAGUGCCUGACCCCAGCAAGUGAGCUCUCCAAGGACAGUGCCAUCCAUGACUACCUCCCACUGGUGCGGCUGCAGCAGGCCCUGGGCACCUUCCAGCUGACAGAAAGCUUCUCCGAAGUGGUGCAGAUCCCGCUGGACCGUCUGCGCCGCGCCUCGCCGUAUGCCUCGCACCGUGCCAGCCUCAGCCCUGGCUCCUGCACCUCCCCCUGGGCACUCGUUGCCAAGGGCAGCCCUGACGGCGGCCCAAAGCAAGUGGCCAGCCAGCCCUCUCCAGAGGGCGUGGAGCCUGCCAGAGGCAGCCAGGAGGGGGCGCCAGAACCAGGCUCGCCCCAUUCGCACAGCACCUGCUCUGAGGUCCUAAGCACCACCAUCUGGCCGCAGGCAGACAGCGGGCGCGGCUCAGAGACCGACGCCUGCGACCACUCGCCUGUCACCUCCGAAGCCGUCAGCCUGCAGGAGGUGGGGCUCGAGGCCGACGAGGGGGACCUGGAGAGUGCCAGCUGGGCCACGGCGGUGGCACUGGCCUGGCUGGAGCACCGCUGCGCCGGCUUCUUUGUAGAAUGGGAGCUGCUGGCCGCCAAGGCAGACGCCUGGCUCCGGGCGCAGCAGCUGCCGGAGGGCGUGGAUGUGGGCUCCCUGAAAGGAGCAGCGCGUCACCUCUUUCUGCUGCUGCGCCACUGGGACGAGAACAUCAAGCUGAACAUGCUGUGCUACAACCCCAGCAACAUGUGAGGGGAGGGGCAGGGCCAGGGCGCCAUGUGGUGCCAAUA
This is a messenger RNA of Chrysemys picta bellii (western painted turtle), 4300 nucleotides long. The record is from RefSeq and is a predicted model, not a curated record. Lineage: Eukaryota; Metazoa; Chordata; Testudines; Emydidae.